CUUGAAGAUGAAGUAUCUUCUUCUGCCAGCUAAUUUAGCAUUUCUCUAUAGCUUUGUGCUGAGUAAAUCUAUCCAGAUAGCUACAAGAAACAAUGACUUAGAUAGUGGAACGGCUGUUUACGAAGGAGACAUCCUCUUGAGAAGAGUGCAACGCAGUGCAAUUAACUGUGAGAGUUGUUUAUGGCCUAAGUCACAGGAUGGACUAGUCAAGGUUCCAAUUAACAUCUCUUCUGAUUUCUCAGCAACAGAGAGGUCUUGGAUUGCUGAUGCUCUGCAAGAGGUCUCCACGCUGACCUGUGUGCAGUUUGUAAAUCGCACUACAGAAACAGACUAUGUACACAUUGAACAUGGGCAGAGCUGCUGGUCUUACUUUGGAAAAAUUGGAGGACGUCAAGCACUAGGCCUGAUGAAAAAUGGCUGCAUGGAUAAAGGAGCAAUUCAGCAUGAAAUGAACCAUGCACUGGGCUUCAUCCAUGAACAGGCACGGAGUGACCGGGACAGUUUUGUCAAGAUUAUGUGGGAACAUAUUGCGGCAGAGGAACAAGGAAACUUUGGGAAAGUGAAUUCCAAAAAUCUUGGCCUUCCCUAUGACUAUUCUUCUGUGAUGCACUAUGGCGCGUAUGAUUUCUCUAACACUCCUGGGGAACGAACUAUUGUACCAGUUCCUGACCCCUCUGUACCCAUUGGACAGAGAGAAGGACUGAGUAACUUGGAUGUGGCUAAAAUCAACAAACUCUACAAGUGCAAUUGCUGUAGCUCUGUGUUGCCUAAACACAAAGGCUCCUUCUCCUCUGUCAAUUACCCAUCCUCAUACCCGAACAAUAGCAACUGCCUGUGGUUGAUCCGCAUCCCUCAGAACAAGGUUUUCCUGCAGUUUGAGGCUUUUGAUCUUCAAUCCUCCUCAGACUGUUCUUCUGACUAUGUAAAAAUUUACAAUGGAAACAGCAAGAAUUCUCCUGUCCUGCUGGACAGAUACUGUGGGAAGGGGCCACUGCCUGCCUUAGUUGCUUCUGGAUCCACAAUGCUGAUAGAGUUUGCAAGUGAUGAGACCAUUACAGCCACAGGAUUCAGAGCCUCCUACAGCAGGGUGAACUGUGGGGAUACCUUCACAGUCUCAAAUGGAGUCAUCACCUCUCCAAACUACCCCAACAAAUACCCUAAAAACCAAGCAUGCUUCUGGAUCAUCAGUUCUCCAGUAGGAUACAAGAUAUCUCUCAAAAUGUUAUCCUUUGAGCUGGAAGAUGAUGACAGAUGCAUCUAUGACUACUUGCUCAUACACGAUGGAAGCCAACCUACAUCACCUGCAGUUGGCCCAUUCUGUGGGACAGAGAAGGUUGCAGACUUCACUUCUACUGGGAACUUUGUACUAGUUGAAUUUCACAGUGAUAUAGUAUGGGAGUUUCCCGGAUUCAAGAUGAAUUAUAUGUUUGGUAGGUAGUACCGUACAGAUCAGGGUGAGAGGUGUGGAGAAAAAAAAAAAAGUGUGACCAACUAACCACAGGUAAAAGUCAAGAUGUCACUGACUUCAGCAAAAAAUAGCUGUCUGAAUGCCUUUGACAAGCUUGAAGCUUGAACUAUUAGUUUGUUACUUCUACAGCAGUGUAAUUUGCAUGGGAGUUAUAGACAAAAAUGUUCCUUCCCAUUGGAUGUUUGUUUGAGACUCCCAGCUUUUUGUUACAGUAAUCUCAUUGCUGGUGUUGCGUGGCUGAAUACAAUAGCAGAACUGGAACUCUGGAACCAGAUUUUCAAGCACUUGUCGUGCUACAUAGUGAGCUGCUUAGAAAAUAGGCCCCAAAAGAUUUCAGAAUAUAGCUAUGGAGCAACUUUAACCCAUAUUCUGACAAAUGUUAUUACCCACCCCUAAUCUGCAUUCCAGUAUGCAUACAGAAAAACCUUGAGGCACAUGCUCACUUGUGCUUUGAAACAAAGCUUGCUUUUAGAGUUAAUAUAGGCACCUUCGCUUGGCCUGGAAAUCACCACUUUGCAUUGAGGAUGCAAGCCAAGAUUCUGGUGCGGCACCUCAACUCAAAGAAUUUUACUAACCCCUCUUUUGUGAGGUGAACUAGAUCAGGGAAUUGAUUUGACUAAAAGGAAGCCCUUAAUAGCAGGAGCAUGCAGUCAGGGAGAGGGCAAGGAGAGAAGCAUGACAGACAUUUGUAUGAAUAAACUAUGUCCUGAGUCAGUCAGGUCAGGUACUGCCAUUGUCCAUGGGGUAUUAUCAAAAUAUUUUUUUAAUGACAUACCUAAUGAAAAGCCUAUCAAAUGCAAAUGGACUCAGUAACUUUGGACAUCAUACCAGGUGUGAAGUACCUUGUCUGUACAGAGAAAUCUUCCACCUCUUAGGAGAGGACUGAAGAAGAGAGAGACAUCACUACUGUGGAUGGCUAAUGCUUUGGCUUAGGCUUGAUGUAUUUAGAGCUAAAUGACAGCACUGAACUGAAAGAUGCUAAAAUAUAAUGUUCUUGCUGCAAUUAUGCCAUUGUGAAGAAGAGUACACAGAAAAUGCCACUAUUUCACAGUGCCAGGAAGGCAGCCAAUCAACAGUUGUUUUUUUUCCCUUUUCUUUUACCAAGGAUCUGUUGUAAUGUUUUGCUUUUUAAGCCCUGGUUAAUUUUCAUUCUCAAAUGAAUGAUAUUUGAUAAUACAGCUGUGUACAUCAGGGUCUGCUAGCAUCAUGAUGGGAAAGUGCAUACACACCGGGCAACAAGUAUUUGUAAUUCUUAUGAGCGCCUGUCUUCUGACUGUCUUUUGUCUUAUUUGACUUCCUCUUUAUAUUUGCACUUUGUUGAAGGAUGUAACAAUUUCAGCAGCAUGGGAGAAAAAAAACCUAUUUCUGGCAUGGUUUUCACUGCUAAAAUGAAGGGAUGGUAUGGUCUUCCUUCCCCUUCUCCCUCUCCCCCCAACUCCCCCUGCCUUUUGUAAUUGAUUUAUCUCAGAACAGCUGAAAAGUGCAAGAGGGCUUGAAAUAAUACCCUAACAAGGGGGAGACACUUGGCAUGACUGAGAUGCAGACCUAGAUAUAGUCAGUAUGUCUGUCUCCUGGUAACAAUAAAAUACUUUCCUUUGUGUUUUUGCCCAAAGAAAGCUCACAUAUGCUAGUUACUGAUAAGGUAGACACUAUUUUUUUUUCCUAGUGUGGGAAGUCUUUUAGGUGGUACCUGAAGGCUAUGCUUGUAUUGCAGCUAGAAGGCAUGCUAGUCAGUCAGAAACUAUUUUUAGCAUAAGUUCCAAAAACAGUAGCAGGGAAAACCAAUCAAACAUAGCUUCAGAUGCCUAAGAUUUCAUUCAGGAUGUGAAGUCCAUGCUUUUCCCUCUGCUGUUAUCCAAAACGUCACUACUUGCUAUAUGAGGGGACUAACUACAGCUCCUGAAGAGAGCUGUUCUCUCUGAGAAAUAGAGCAAGACAAUCUCAAAUACAAUAACUUUGUAUUUUCAUAGGGCAGCAUAGAAUGCAUUCAUCUUCCAGUUCAACACACAGUCCACUUUCUGCUGGAUUUGCUGUUAUACCUAGUGUGAACCUGGA
Messenger RNA from Struthio camelus australis, 3523 nucleotides. RefSeq names its product embryonic protein UVS.2. Gene Ontology annotation, biological process: proteolysis. The record is from RefSeq and is a predicted model, not a curated record. Gene Ontology annotation, molecular function: zinc ion binding; metalloendopeptidase activity. NCBI's taxonomy places the organism in Eukaryota, Metazoa, Chordata, Aves, Struthioniformes, Struthionidae.